ACUCGAUUAAACUGCAGUGCCCCUAUCGGACAACGCCGAUACUGCACCCAGCGCUGCUGAAUCAGAAGGAGGCGUGUUGGAUUACUGCGCUGCAUUAGCCGUUGGCUAACAGAAUACAACUUUAGUUUGUGUUGGUGUGUUUAUAAAACAGCAGCCGUGCCCCGCCGUGCCCCCACCCCAAGCGGUGCCGUCAUGUGGCAGGAGGCCCGCAAACAUGAGCGCAAGCUUCGGGGUAUGAUGGUAGACUACAAGCGCCGUGGUGAACGCCGGCGAGAGUACUAUGAGAAAAUAAAAAAAGAUCCGGCUCAGUUUCUGCAGGUUCAUGGCAGAGCCUACAAGAUCCACCUGGAUCCUGCUGUGGCGCUGGCUGCAGAAAGCCCUGCAAACAUGAUGCCGUGGCAAGGAGACGCCAACAACAUGAUCGACAGAUUUGACGUUAGGGCUCAUCUGGACUACAUCCCCACCUACACCCCCCCUCUGCUCAGCACAUCCACGCCAGAGCAGGAGAUGGAGGAGAGGAAGUGCAACUAUGAGCGCUACCGAGGUUUGGUGCAGAAUGACUUUGCCACCAUCUCAGAGGAGCAGUGUUUAUACCAGAUCUACCUGGACGAACUCUAUGGAGGCUUGACGAAACCAAACGAAGAGGAGAAGAAGAAAUUGGCCGAGAAAAGAGUGACUAUCGGCUACACGUAUGAAGACAGCACUGUGCCAGAGCCCAACCAGCAUUCAGACAAAGACGAGGACAAUUCAGAGAAUAGUGAUUCAGAAGAGGACGAGGGCAUCCCUGACAUCGAUGUGGAGGUGGAUGUCGACGAGCUGAAUCAGGAGCAGCUAGCCGACCUAAACAAAAUGGCAACUUCUUACGGAAUGGCUGAUGGCGACUUUGUCAGGAUGUUAAAGAAAGACAAGGAGGAAGUGGAGGCCAUCAAACACGCCAAAGCCCUGGAGGCGGAGAAAGCCAUGUACUCUGGACGUCGCUCUCGCAGACAACGGAGAGAGUUCAGAGAAAAACGCCUGAAAGGUAGACAGAUUAGCCCGCCAAGUUAUGCCAGAAGAGACAGUCCAACAUACGAUCCAUACAAACGCCCAGAGUCGGAGUCCAGCUCUGAGUCCCGGUCACGCUCUCGUACCCCCGGUCCGGAGAAGAUCACCUUCAUCACCAGCUUUGGAGGCAGCGAUGAUGAAGCUGCUGCAGCGGCUCAAACUGCCACCUCUCACUCUGGCCACGCCCCCUCCAGCUUGCAGCACUCUGCAGGUCAUAACAGGGGCUCCCGGAGGCGAAAGUCAUCCUCCAGUCGUUCUCCCUCCUCUUCCUCCCGUUCAUCAUCUCGCUCCUCAUCGCGCUCGUCUUCUCGUUCCCAUCGAGCCAGACGAGGGCGUGGGAGAAGGGAUGGACGUCGCUCCCGGAGUCGCUCGCGGUCAAGACGGCGUUCCAGAUCUUACUCCAGAGGCAGAGGGGGCAACGGUUCUUACAGGAGACGUGACCGAACAAGAUCCCGCUCCAAUGACAGGACCCGAGACCGGGAAAGGGACAGGAGACGAUACUCGGCACGUAAACGAACAAGAUCUCGAUCCAGCUCACGUCGGAGAAGCAGCUCCCGCCGAGGGGGCCAGAGCAGUAGAGGGUAUCGCCGGGGAGACAGUCGCAGUCAAAGUCGCAGUCAUAGUCGCAGUCGCAGCCGCAGCCCCUCUCAGUCUCCCACCCGAGCAGCCCACAGCCCCUCCCCUGCUCACAGAGCUUCCCAGCCUGCUGCCACCGCCGUCUCUGACAAGCUGAGAAAGCCUGACACUCCGGGUGGUAAAGAGACGGGAGCUGCCAAACCAAAGCUGACCCCCCAGGAGAAGCUCAAGCUACGAAUGCAGAAGGCGCUCAACAAGCAAUCCAAGGCGGAUAAGAAGGCUGCUCAGGAGAAGAUCCAGCAGCAGGAACACAAGCGACAGGAGCGAGAGGGAGAGCUGCGAGCCAUGGCACGCAAGAUCCGCAUGAAGGAACGCGAGCGGCGUGAGAAAGAAAGGGACGAAUGGGAAAGACAGUACGGGCGGCAGAGCAGCUCACCGUCUCCUUCCAAAUAUGGCCGAGAACACAGCUCACACAGAAGGAGAUCACGGUCUCGGUCACGAAGUCCAUACUACAGAUACUGAAAUACUUGGUGGAAAAAAGGAGCUCAUCCCACAGACCCUGCAGCCUCUAACAUCUGUGCAAGCAGCAGAAUACUGCAUGGAAACUGAGUGACUGAUUGUUGUCAAUAAGUUGAAAAAUAAAAGCCGGACACCCGAAACUACAUUUACAAAGCAUAAACACUUAGCAGUGAUUUAUUAGAUUCAUGGAUAACUAUUUUGUGGCCUUAGUGAGGCUUUUUCCCCUCCUCUUCUCAAUCACAGUUUGCUUUAUCUCACUUUCUCCACCUCACUCACGCUUCUUACAUUUUUCCAGUUCUCUUAAAAACAUUUCAGUUCAAUGUAAGUUACAAACGUGUAAUUUUCAGUGACAAGCGCUAAACCCCUUUUUAACUGGUUUAAUGUACUGAUUUACAUAUUCUGGAACUGUUUUAAUGAAAACCAAUGAGUUUUGUACUCUGUUCUCAGCCGGUUUAUAAAAAAAAGAACUUUCGUUCUCACUAAUGUCAAUGUACAAAACAGAUUGACGAAUAAAAGUUGAUUAAAAAUUA
This is a messenger RNA of Oryzias melastigma (Indian medaka), 2669 nucleotides long. RefSeq names its product CLK4-associating serine/arginine rich protein. The record is from RefSeq and is a predicted model, not a curated record. Bases 193 to 2142 code for a protein of 649 amino acids. The transcript has 21 exons. NCBI's taxonomy places the organism in Eukaryota, Metazoa, Chordata, Actinopteri, Beloniformes, Adrianichthyidae.